AUGUUCGUGUCUAGACCAUUAUCCGAAUACAUAAGUGUUAAAGGAAAUGAAAUUGUGUUGAGUAACUGUGUAAUGUUAAAUGUACAAAAUGAACUAAUACUUAAUAAUAGUGAACUUGUGAUGGAGGAAUUAACAAAGCCGAAAGUUGAUGAUAUAGUCUCUCAAUGUAAUACUUAUAUUUAUCUUAAAAAUAAUGGUGGAGACUUAGGUGAUAGUUAUUCCAGAAAAGCUAUAUAUAUUAUUCCUAACUCUGAUUUUAUAGAUAAAAUAUAUGUUUCUGCUUCAACAGAAAUAUGUGAGGCUUUGUAUAGGCAUUAUGAAAAAAACACAAAAGACAUGAUUGUUAAAAUAAUCUAA
Molecule: messenger RNA, 357 nt
Organism: Dentiscutata erythropus
Lineage: Eukaryota; Fungi; Glomeromycota; Glomeromycetes; Diversisporales; Gigasporaceae
Source: the annotation of a GenBank genome assembly